Molecule: messenger RNA, 2546 nt
Organism: Poecilia reticulata (guppy)
Lineage: Eukaryota; Metazoa; Chordata; Actinopteri; Cyprinodontiformes; Poeciliidae
Source: RefSeq, a predicted model, not a curated record
GCCACUGUUAUUUCCUCUGCCCAGAAGUGUGUGAAGUCAGCCGUCUGUCUGGCACAGAAGUGUGUUGAUGUGCUUCCAGGUGUUUGUGGUAAAUCCUAAUGUCUGGACUGCAGGACCCUCCCUACACCCUGUGAGAUCAUCGUCCUUUUAAUUAGACCGGAUUCGACAAUUACAAGACACUCAGGGCGUCUCUCUUUCUCUCCCUCGGCUGUAUAAAAGGACCACAGGUCACCGAUUCAGUAGACAGGAGCUCAGGAAAGAUUUACUGUAUAAUGUCUUCCAAAACGUUUAUGGUUGCYACUUUGCUGGUUUGUGCUUUGAAAUUCAUCUCAUCUCAGACSAGCUGCAGAGGACGAUGUGGCGCCGAGUACUACCGAGGCAACAUGUGUCAGUGUGACUUCACCUGCCUGUCCUAUGAUGAGUGCUGCAAUGAUUAUGAAGCACAGUGCACCACAAUAAUUUUUCARAUUUUUUCCAAUUCAUCUGCAGAUGACAGCUCAUUUACUCCAGACAGUUCGACACCGUACCCACCCAYGGAUCUUGACAAUGGCGAUGAUAUAUUUGCUGAGAUUUUUCCGAAUGACGACUUGUCCACCAAUGGAGAUGUGCAACCGGAGGCGUCUCCAACCCCAGAGGUCAGCAGUGGUGAUGGACUGACUCCAGUUGAGCCUUUSGACGAAAUCCCGACAGAACCGACUCUGGUUAGAGACGAUCCACAGUUCAGUACAGAGCCGACGCCUGUGGAUGACAUUUUUACUUUGGCAGCAAUUACGACUGGAAGCACAGACCCUACAGAACCGACAAGUGUCGACCCGGAUCAAGCAACGACUCCUCUGGUUCCCUCUGAACCACCAAUGGUUGACCCUUCAUCGACCUCAGAGCCASAAACUGAACCGACUGCUUCGUCCRGAGCUACAGAGACCGAGAUGGAGAUUUCCCCCUCAGACACACCAGAGGUCAGCCCCACCAACGCAAAGGACUUAAUGGAAGAGCUGGAAAACUCCCAGCUCACCACAACUCCGGGCUCAUCAACAUUGGCUUCAGUUAAUGAGGAAACCACUUCAAGCCCAAACACAGAGAGCAGCCCAGAAAGCAUCACAACCAGCUCUCCUGAUGUCCUGCAAGACGUUUCAGACGCCACUCUCACCCCAGCUGGAGACGACUUGCUCUCAUCCACAGCGGCUGGCCCGGACAACACCAGUGACGGUGUUUAUCCAGAUGAAACAACUGCUGAUCCUCCCACGUCUGAACCCGACUCCAAACCGGACCCGUCCAAAGCAUCACCCACCUCUAAACCUGAGCCCAAGCCUCUGGACCCACAAACCCAGAUUACAGACAACCUGAAAGAUUACCAAGGAGAUGACAGCGAUGACACAAACCUGUGCAGCSGGCGCCCGGUCAGUGGGAUCACCACACUGAGGAACGGCACAAUGGUGGUUUUCAGAGGCCAUCACUUCUGGGUUCUGGACAGAAACCUGGUGCCGAGUUCACCCAAAGGAAUCACAGCGGUGUGGGGCGUUCCCUCACCCAUCGACACCGUGUUCACUCGCUGCAACUGUCAGGGCAAAACCUACAUUUUCAAGGGAGGAAAAUACUGGAGGUUCGAAAAUGAUGCUCUGGACCCGGGUUAUCCGAAAGUGGUUAAAACGGGCUUUGACGGGCUGCAGGGCCACGUCACUGCUGCCCUGUCUGUGCCGCAGUACCUCAGCAGGAAAGAGUCUGUUUACUUCUUCAAGAGAGGGGGAACAGUUCAGAAAUAUUCAUACCAGUUUGGCACCAGUCCCAAAUGCGGAAAAACGGCCAACGUGCCUGUUUAUACCGUUCGCGCUCGACUGGUCCGUCAAGCAGUUUCCGUUUUGGAGCCAGCAAUAAACAUCCGUAGAUCCUGGAAAGGCUUCCCCUCCACCAUCACAGCAGCAGUUUCCGUGCCAACCAACAGAAACCCAGAGGGGUACAAAUACGUGAUCUUCUCAAGAUCGACGGCAUACAACGUGAGGAUGCACGACGACCGACCUGUCGUCACCGCUCCGAGAGCAAAUGUGUCGCCGAAAACCGACAACUUCUUCAGAUGCCCAAAGAAAUCCUAACUGGAAAAAUAAAACAACAAACAAAGGAGCACGGGCUAAUUUCAAACAGUUUUAUUUUCUGAUUAAAACACAGCAUCACAGCAUCAACAUGAAUUUAAAAAAAAUUUCAAAUUAACAAAAUCUAGAACAAGAACAUGGAUGAAUGCAGAUCUGAAAGUUGAAUGGCGUCGCCUCCAGUUAGGAAUUAGUUCUGAUUAGCGCUUCAUCUCAGAAAUCGUCUCCCAUGGAAGCCACGGGGAGGGAAGGUUUGACCUGUGGAAGACAAAGUUCAACAAUGAUGUAGAUUCUGUACAGUUACCAAGUAUUAGUCAAUGUUGUGCCUGCAUAUCAUCUCCUGGCAGUUUUGGUUAAUGAGGCAACAUUUUAUUAAAAACACUGUUUGUGCAUAAAUAAGUGUGAACAUACAAUUUUGUUUUUAAGGAAAAUUGGAGGGCAAUAAAGACCAAAUGUGAAAAUUUU